UUCAUAUUUAUUUUAUUAGAAAGUUGUACAUCUAGUUUUAUAGUUGAAUUGUUUAAAUUAAAACAUAAAGUGGUGAAAAUGUGUAUAGUAUAAUGAAUACUAAUAAUGCUUAAUUACGAAGUGAAGUUUUUUACUUGCGACGAAAACCUUCAUUUGAAAAACGGCGACUUUAAAAGUUUUAAGUAUGAGACGAAGAAAAAAGUGGACGAAUCUGUAUACGACAUUGGGAAAAAGAAUUUCCAUGAGCGUAGAGGCGGGCAGUGGCGGUCUUUACGCCCCAAACAACUACGCCAACUCGAAUCGAAACUACGCGACCUUAGUGUCGUUUUCUGCAACUGGACGAACGAUUCUCUCAUCACGAUAAUGUUCUCGUCAGGUGCCAUAGCUUACCUCACUAUUAAGCCUGAAACUUUGGAUGUAACUCAAAUAUUAUUUGAUAGGUACUGUGUGGGAAGAUUGUCAAGCCAAGCAGUGUCUAGUGUUGUUUUUAGCAAGACUCACCUAUUGUUACUCCAUGGAGACCGCACUGCCACAUUGAUCACCUUUGGAAAAACAAACUGCAACCAACCUUGCCGUAUUACUGAUAGGGAUCCACACUUGCAAUUUAUAGAGCUAGGAGGUGGAGUCCGGAGAGCAGAAAGGCAUGUCUUUUCAUCUGAGACCAGUACAGGAGUAAGAGUGCUCAUGUGGGCUGCUACCUGUGCAGAACCAGCACCAUGGAGUCCUGUUUUAGAAGAUCUUGCCAAUAUGCAUUUAUAUCAGAUACACGGGCAACAAGUUACUCUGAUAGCAUAUCAUCAACUGGAGAAUGAUACUCUGUCCGCAGAACUAUCAUACAAAUCAAACAGUGCUGUUCAUAUUGUAGAACAGUUAACUGGACAUAAGACUGGUGUAACCUUAAACUGGCUGCUUUACGACAUACCCGUCGAAGACCGAACAAUAAAACUUUCAACCUUACGUGAAACAUUGACGUCGGUGUCACUAUCGGCGCCUGUCCGGAUAGUACGGAGGUCUCCGUGUGAUGCGCGCCUGUUGGCUGCGUGUAUAGACGGUUCAUUACAUGUAGUGCAUCAUGUUGCUGGAUUAACUCACUCUGUUAGAGCUGGAUUUAUCGCAACGGACAUACGAUGGGCUGGAGAACUUAUAGUGGCUGCAGAGGAAGCAGGCCGACUGCAGUGUUACGAUCGUGCGCUCUCCUUGCUCCACCACCAUACUAAAUGUCUUGAUUUCACUACUUAUUUACGGGACAAUAGGCGCCUGCAACUUUUAACAAACAAAAACUCAAAAGCGGGUCCUUUGAUCUUAGCUUCAUUUAGUGGAGGACCACUUGCUUUACUGCGAAUUAUGCACCCUCGAUUAUUGACGGCAUGGACCCGUGCUGGGCGGACAUCUAACACAGUGUCUCUGCUAAGGGCCCUCGACUGGGAAACAGAAGGAACAGAGGGCCUUUGGGUUGUUAACAGGCUAGUGUGUGACGCACUUAGAUCCGGUCUACAGGCGAGUGGCGAAGCUGUCGCGCAAGCAGCUCUAGGCGCUUAUUUGGCGCCGUCCGCGUCACAUCGUCCACUAGCGCAACGCCUCGCGCCCGCAGUACACGAUCUGGCCAGGAAGUUUUUCCAUCACUUGCUCAGGUCAUUGUUCCACUAAAUCUUUUUAGAACACCAGGCCGCAUUUACAUCUAUCCCGGUAACAUACAUGAAUACUAAAUAAAUAAAUACUUAAAUAGGCUCGACCGUGUCGUAUGUUGCAAGACAAAGGGAUGUCUUUUUUUAAUACUAACACAAGCCGUGUGAAUGGUAGUAAGCGACACACUUGUCCCUAACAGUUGCAGUGCCACUCAGAGCUUU
Molecule: messenger RNA, 1847 nt
Organism: Hyposmocoma kahamanoa
Lineage: Eukaryota; Metazoa; Arthropoda; Insecta; Lepidoptera; Cosmopterigidae
Gene: frtz
Product: WD repeat-containing and planar cell polarity effector protein fritz
Exons: 10
Coding region: 106-1647 (513 amino acids)
Biological process (GO): establishment of protein localization; cilium organization; nervous system development
Cellular component (GO): axonemal basal plate
Source: RefSeq, a predicted model, not a curated record